This is a messenger RNA of Prorocentrum cordatum, 4755 nucleotides long. NCBI's taxonomy places the organism in Eukaryota, Dinophyceae, Prorocentrales, Prorocentraceae. The record is from the annotation of a GenBank genome assembly.
AUGCGCCGAGGGGGCGCGGCCGCGGCGGCUGCGCCGGCCGCGGGCGGCGGAGGGGCGGGCGCUGCGCCGGCGCCCGCGGGGGCAGCCCUCGCAGCGGGCGUGGUCGCGCCGGCCCGGCCCCCGGUGCUGGCGGGAGGCGCCGGGGGCGCCGUCCCCGCGCCCGUGGUCAACUGGCGCGUCGCCCAGGAGUGGAGGGGCUACCACUACGGCGACGUGAUCUCCCCCCCGGCUGUCUCCGCGGGGACGGGCACUCCCGCCCGAGGAGUCGCUCCAUUCGCAGAUGGGUCGUCGUUCUUCGUCGAGUGGGACACCGUCGGUGACGAGUCGGACUCCGCCGACCAAGCGGUGGCGCCCGGCUGCCUCCUGUUGUCGGUCCGCCUCGAUCGUGCGGGCAGGCCCUUCCGGACGCUCGAGAGGCCCGUCGAGGGCGGCCGCCAGGAGCUCCUCUCCGACGUCAUCGCGCCGAGGACGACCAAGUGGGGCCUCGAGCACCUCGCAUGCGAAGGCCGCCCGCUCGAGCCCCACUUCGCGCACGGCAAGAAGCGGCGCGGCCUGCGGGACACUCAGUGGGGCAUGGAAGAGUACGCCAGGGGGAUCAGCUACUUAGAGGCGUUGCUCCAGCACGAUCAGGUGGACGCGUCCCAUGUCCUAUCGGCGGAGGAGAUGCCCCGCCGGCUGCAGACGAUCGAGUACUGCUACUGCGACAAGCGGCGCGAGAGGACGGCGGGCUCUCCCGGGGGGAGGCCCCCCGCCGACGAGCGGGCCGCCUUCGGCGCCACCGCCCGGGCCGCGCCGAGGCUCAGGGUGUCGCCCGCGCCCCUCGAGAGCGUCAAGCUGGGGCUGGAGCGCGACGCCUCGCUGGCCAGGGGCCUCCUGAAGGCGCGUGAGGCCCGGGAGUCGCUGGGCUGGCGGACGCAGGGCCAGGGGCAGGGCCAGGGGUCUGGAGGGGGAGAACCCAACAUGACUGGGGAUGCUCGGCCAGCCGUCGCGCCGCCGGGAGAUUUUGACAGGAACGUGGGAAUGGACCUGCUGCCCUUCCCCACGGAGCUCCUCACCUCGCCGGGGCCACCUGCGCCUGGGCUCUCGCGAGGUUGCCGGCAGAGAGUCGGCCGUCGGCAGCGUCGUCACGCCGACGUUCUUCGGUGCUUGGAGGGUCUCAACACGCUGUACGGCCGUCGCGAUGGGGUACCUGUGCCAACUGAGCUGAGCCGCGGGCAGCAGCGUAUGCUCGAGCAUGUUGAAUCCUCUGUCUCUUUCCUGGGGCCUCCCCCGGAUGAUUUGUCGCAGGCGGCAGCCCUCCAGGCGCUGCGCCUCGGCCUCCCCUACGACGCAGGAGGGGGCCCCGUGGGCUAUGAAGCCUCCCGCGUGUCCCUCCCAGCAGCUGGGUCGGUUCCGACUCCGCUCGCUCGGCUUUGGGGAUCCGGCGGGGAAAGCACUGUUGCACGCUUUGUUGAGUCGCAAGUUUUGCCCAUCGACGUGGCUCGCGCGAAAUUAAAGGACUCGGGCCCCCGUCGGCCCUACGGCGACCCUCGCCUCCGCUCCCCUGCUCUAUACGGCGAAUUCAUUCAGCGAUUGGUCGAAGCUGGCGUAGUUGAGCUGACGCUCGAGCGGGCUACCGAGGUGGUGGAUUGCUUCUUUGUGAAGAAGGGUGGCGGCAGGCAGCGCCUGGUCGAUAUAAAAGACGCUUUCUAUCACAUGGAGCUCCCGGCGGGGCUCCGGCAGUUCUUCGGGCUGCGAAAAAUUCGGGCCUCGUGGGCGGGCAUCUCUCAUCUCCGGGGCGUCCGGGUGUCCCCGGGGACCUGGGUCACCCCUCGGAUGCGGGCCCUGCCCAUGGGCUGGUCUUGGGCCCUGUGGUGGUGCCAGGCUAUCCACGAGCGGGCGGCCGAGUACGUUGAUAACUAUGUUGUGUUUUCGACGAGCGAGGCGGUGGUCCGCGAGCGCUUGGCAGGAGUGUCUCGAGCCCUCGAGGCCCGCGGGCUGCCUCUGCAUAAAGACUCUGUCUCAUGCGGUCGGGAUGUCGUGCUGGGGUGGGAGAUCGACUGCCUUCGGCGCACCUUCCGCCCGACCCCCGAGCGCGUCUGGAAGGCUCGUCUCGCCAUUCGGGGUCUUUUGGCGCGGGCCUCGGUCUCUGGAGGGGACCUGGAGCGCCUCCUGGGCCAUUUGUGUUUCAUCGGCCUGUGUAGGCGAGAGUCGCUCAGCGUCUUCAAAUAUUGUUACAGGUUUUGUGAGGCCGCGCGGAGAUGCCCAGCCCGGGGGCCUCGGGCCCUCUGGGCCUCAGCGCGGAAGGAGCUCGACACCUGGGACCGUAUCGCCCCGCUCAUCUGGGUCAACACUUCAGCAGGUACCUGUCCUGACGUCGUUGUGGUGGACGCAUCGCCGUGGGGCCUUGGGGCCGUUCGGGGACGACCGCCGGUGGCCCUGGUCAAGGAGGCCUGCCCACACUCGGAGCGAGCUGGGGCUCGGGAGGCGGCCCGAGAGGGGCUGCCACCCCGAGAGCGUGCUUUCGCCGCGGCCGCUGCGCAGCUGCACGGGGGUGAAGGGGAGGCCGACGGGCGGAUCCUAAUGGAGCACGUGCGGCCCCAGACUCGGCGAGACCGGCCCGAAAGCGAGUUCGACCGCCGGCACCGGGAGCCGUUCGAGGACGUCCCCUUGGACCUCUUGAGGACCCCCUGGAAGGUGUGCGGGAGGCAGAAGUGGAGACGGCCCUCGGGGUCUAUGCCGGCCCUGGAAGCGGAGGCGCUGUUGUACGGGGUCCGCCACCUCCUGAGGUCCGUCGCCAACUUGGGCUCGAGGCUGCUCGUGAUAGGGGACUCGAUCUCCGCCUCCCUGGCCGCCGCGAAGGGGCGGUCCUCCUCCGAAGGCAUGCUCUCGGUGACCCGCCGGCUGGGCGCCCUGCUGCUGGGGACCGGCAGCCUCCUGCGGUCGCGCUGGAUCGCGUCGGAGCUCAACCCUGCGGACGGGCCGUCGCGCGGCCGCCCGGCGCCGAGCGAUCCGCUUGCCGGCCUGCGGCGCGAGCUCGCAGCCGCCGCCGACGAGGGCCGUGAGGCUGGCGCGCGGCAGGUCCGACAGGUGCGGGCGGGGCGCGCUGCCGAGCUGGCUGCUGGGCGGGCCAUGGAGGCCCGGAUGGGUUUGCUUCGGAGGGCCUCGGCAUCGGCAAAGAUUCAGGCCCAGUACUCUCUCUACCUGGCCGCCCUGCGCAGGUUCUCCAACUCCCGCAGGGACCGCCCGAUCACCGGAAAGGAGAGGGACAUCUCCUCCGCGGGCUGGAUGGAGAUCAUGUUCAAGGGAGGCGGCUCGCUGAGCGCGGGCGAGAAGCUUCUGGCGUCGGUGCGGUGGGCCAGGCCCCGCCUCAGCAGGCUGGGGGACAGGCGGAUGCCCAUCUGCCGGCAGUGCCCGCGGGGAAAGCGCCGUGCUGCCCCGGCGGGAGGCCGCCUGCCCCUGCCCUACGACGUGGUAGCGCUGCUGGCGAGCUGGAUGAACCGCCAGAGGCUGCGACCCCACUCGCUGGCGGGCCUCAGGAUGAUGGAGCUGAUCUCGCGCCCGGGGGAGCCAUUCCUGCUACGGAGCCGCGCCGUGGUGGCGGGAGCCCUCAGCGGAGCCCGCGAGAGGACUCCCACAUCGGUGCUGCUCCACCUGAUCGAGAUGCGGACCCCGCCCAAGAGCCGGGAGUUCGACCAGGCGAUCGUCGUCGACCUCGACCGGCAGGCGGCGCUCGCGGACGCCCUGGUGAGGCCGCCGCUGCCUGGCGCCUGGGGCCCCAUCGGGCUGCUCGAGGCCUGCCGCUUCCGGCACACGGGGGCGAGCGUCGCCUCCGCGACCGGCGCCCGGCGGCUGGUGAAGCUCCAGCGCCGCGAGCGGUGGCGGUCAACCCUGAGCCUCCGGCGCUACUGGCACGGGGGGCGCCUGGCCGCCCUCUUGCGCCGCCUGCCGCCCGACGCGCAGCGGGCAGGCGCCAUCCUUGGGCCGCUGAGGGCGCCGACCAUCGCCGUGUUCCUCGAGCUGUUCGCAGGCUCGGGCCACCUGUCCGACGCCGUGGGACGGGGGAACGUCCCCACCCUGCGCUGGGACAUCUUGUACGGCCCCGCCUACGACCUGCGCGACCCCAGGAACGCCCGCCUCAUUCGGGGCUGGAUUCGGGCGGGGCUCGUCUGCGGCCUGCAUGCUGGCUUUCCCUGCGAGACUUUCUCGCGGGCACGGGACCGCCCCAACGGCCCACCCCGUCUCCGGUCGCAGGAGCACGUCUGGGGGCUGCCCAGUCUCCCCAUCGAGGGCGUCGACUUCCAGAAAGUGAAGUGGGGCAACUUGUACGCGCGGCUCACGAUCUCGUUCUGCGUGCUGUGCUGCCAGUGUUUCGUCCCUUGGUCCCUUGAGAACCCCGCGCUGAGCUACGCGUGGCAGCUGCCGCCAAUGCUUGCCCUGCUCCGACGCCAGCAGGUCACGUCCCAGGUGAUCGAGUACUGCCGGUUCGGGGCGCCCUGGAGGAAGAGCACCAAGAUCGUGGCGUUUCUCCUCGACCUGGCGCCCUUGGCCAAAUUCAGGUGUGUAGGGCCCGUCUGUGUCAUCACAGGGCAGAAGCAUCAGGAGCUGUCCGGGAAAGACGCUUCAGGCAGGUUCCGCACAAAGUUGGCCGAAGCAUAUCCUCGUAAGCUCUGCAAUAUCCUCGCCAGAGCGUACGCAGAUGAAAAGGCCAGGUCCCGGGCUGGGCAGUUCUCCGCUUUGAUUGGCCGCGCUGCUCGAGCGCUCGAAGGCCCGUGA